AUGACUGUCAACACAACCGAGAGGCAUUUCUUCGAAAACAGUUCACAGACAACGAACCAUACAGUAUCGAGUAACUCCGACCAAGCUUGUGAAAUAACAGCCGACUCCGCUGUAGAGGUCACAGCUAAAGCACUGGCUUUUAUUUUCAUUUUCCUGGCUUCUUUUAUCGGAAAUAUCUUUAUUCUUGUGGUCAUUUACAAGAACAAGCAGCUACGAAGAUCCAUCAACUACUUCGUUUUCAACAUGGCUGUAUCUGACCUAGGGAUCCCUUUGACCCGCAUUACCGUGAUGAUCGUUGAGAUCAUUUCAGGAUCGAAAUCCUGGAAAGUUGAUCGUCCGUGGCUGCUGGGAAACAUUCUAUGCAAACUUGCCUACUUUCUCCCAGAUGUUUCUUUAGUGGUUUCCAUCGGUAGCCUUCUUUUGAUCUCGAUGGACAGGCUCAUCGCUGUCGUCUUUCCGCUGAAGGCCAAACUUAUCUCCUCAAAAGUACGAUUGAUCAGCAUUCUAAGUACGUGGUUUGUCGCCAUCGCCGUCCACGCACCUUAUUUCUACAGCUUCAAACUGAUUUCCUACGGAAAUGAAACGUAUUGUAUGUUGAAUUGGGGACCGGCAUUCGACCACAAGAAAACGCACAGAGUAUUUGUUACGGCAAUUUUCAUCACUUUCAUCCCCAUUCCCAUUUGUGUCCUGGCCGUUGUUUAUAGCAUUAUCACAUGGACAAUAAGAAAAAAGAACAAGAAAAGUAAAGAGCGAUUUUCUUGUCUCCAAAACCAUCGAGAUCAGCAGCUGAGGAAAAUUGUCAGAUUGGCAAUGGCCAUUAUGAUAUCCUUUGUUUCCUGCAUGACUCCCUUGAUUGUAAUUUUUCUGUGGAAUGCCAUAGAACAGCCAUCCUUUUGUGCACUUCAAAGAGUUUUCCCAUUUAUUAGUGUCUUUUUUCUGUAUUCGUGGAGUGCGUUAAAUCCCUGCAUUUGUUUUAUCUUUAGCAAGAACUAUCGCGACGGCCUUAAGCAAUGCUUUCAUUGCAAUGGCUAA
Molecule: messenger RNA, 1032 nt
Organism: Pocillopora verrucosa
Lineage: Eukaryota; Metazoa; Cnidaria; Anthozoa; Scleractinia; Pocilloporidae
Product: neuropeptide FF receptor 2-like
Biological process (GO): G protein-coupled receptor signaling pathway
Cellular component (GO): membrane
Molecular function (GO): G protein-coupled receptor activity
Source: RefSeq, a predicted model, not a curated record